Messenger RNA from Helianthus annuus (common sunflower), 1657 nucleotides. RefSeq lists its product as uncharacterized. The record is from RefSeq and is a predicted model, not a curated record. The transcript is spliced from 2 exons. NCBI's taxonomy places the organism in Eukaryota, Viridiplantae, Streptophyta, Magnoliopsida, Asterales, Asteraceae. Bases 177 to 1394 code for a protein of 405 amino acids.
AGCCUUUUGUAUUUAUAGGGUCUUAUAUCAAUGAAGAGAUCAUCGAAUUUUCUAAACCUUUAUGGUAUCAGAGCAUCAGUCGAUCCUUUUUCUCUUUUCUUCUCCUUCUCGGCUCAUAACAUCAGCCGAUUUCCCACCCCUCUUCUCGGUUCAUAACAUCAGCCGAUUUCACAUCUAUGGCAUCUCAACUUCACCCCGCAGUCACUGUGUCCAACAUUCGUACCCUCAUACCUGUCACUCUCGAUAUUGAAACCGGCCAUUACACAACGUGGUCGGAAUUGUUCAAAAUUCAAUGCAAAUCCUUUCAGGUCUAUGAUCACCUUCUGCCUCGGGUCACUCCUGCUACAUCUUCAUCAGACAAAGACAAAGACAAAGAACAACCGCCGGCCGAAACUUGGGAACGGUUGGAUUCGAUUGUUCUACAAUGGAUUUACGGUACAAUUUCCUCUGAUCUUCUCCACACAAUUCUAAAACCCAAUACCACUGCCCAUGAUGCCUGGACCGCACUCGCGAAUCUGUUUCAAGACAAUGAAGCUUCUCGCACAAUCGACUUAAACAACCGGUUUGCCAGUACCCGCUUGGAUCAGUUCUCAACCAUGACCUCCUACUGUCAGGCUAUGAAAGUUAUUUACGAUCAGCUUACGAAUAUCGGCUCUCCGAUCACCGAUGAACAGCUUGUCCUACAGAUCCUAACUGGGCUUACGGAACAAUACGAGUGUGUCGCCCUUAUCAUUCAACAAACGAAACCAUUGCCUACUUUUUAUGAAACCCGAUCUCAGUUGUGUAUGGCAGAAACAAGGAAGAUAAAUCAAGCAAAGCAAGCCGCUAAUCUCGCCGGAACGGCCCUAACGGCAACCUCCGAUCACGGCUCCUCCUUCAGGGCACCAGACACUCGAACCUCGGAAACCAGGUCUGAAUCGGAACGUGGCAGAGGACGCGGCCGUGGCAGAGGUCGCGGCAGGGGCAGAAGUGCUUCACGUGGACGUGGCGGCUGGAAUUCCUCGGGUACUCAAUAUGGACGUGGUGGCUGGAAUACAUCAGGCUCCAAUGGAGCGCAUCUUCCACAGUACCCAUCUUAUCCAUCUUUCCCUCCUAAUUGGGCCGGUCAACAACACUUACAAAAUUGGGCCACUCCACAACAACAUUCUUGGGCCCAAUGGAUGGUGCCUCCAUGCCCCUACCCAUCUGCUCCCAAACCGAACAGCGCUGGCCCAGGUGUUUUGGGCCCUCGGCCAGCCCAAAAUUAUGCCGCUAGUCAAGUCUCCUCUACAGAUGGCUACACACCAACGGACCUGACCCAAGCUCUUUAUCACAUGGCACUUAAUCAGCAUGAUCCAAAUUGGACCAUGGACACAGGAUCUCAAGACCAGGACUCCUAUUCUACGAUGCAAUAGUUCUGGUGACCUAUACACAUUGGAUCCCACUCAAGUGUCCAAGUUCACCGCACCAUCUACCUUUACCGCUGUGUCUCAAGAUCUUUGGCAUCAACGCCUUGGCCACCCUGGCUCAAAUUUAUUGCAUUCUCUUAAAAAUUCCAGUUUUAUUGAUUGUAAUAAGGCAAAAACCAAAUUAUGUCAAUCAUGUGUUUUUGGUAAACAUGUUCGUCUUCCGUUUAUUGAUUCUGUCAAUUUCACUUCUUUACCUUUUGAUAUCAUAC